UUCUUCUUCCGGUUAGCGCCGACGAGCACCCUGGGGGACGACACGGAGCUAAAGCUAACUUAUUUUCGUCUACAGACUGCGGUCAAAUGCAAAGAACGACCAGUGUGUGAGGAAUAAGGAAGUAAAGAACAAGACGCUGGGAUUGGGUGUGCUAGUGGUUUUUGUUACAUUGAUAUCCUGCUGCUUGGAGACACCUGCUGCGUGAAGAGCUUCAGAUCAGCUUUACUGGCUGCUCUGGGUGGCAGUGUCACAGAAAUGGACCAGAACAACAGCAUACCGCCCUUCCAGGGGCUGGCCUCCUCUCCGGGUGCCAUGACCCCCGGCAUGCCGAUGUUCAGUCCCAUGAUGCCUUAUGGCUCGGGCCUGACGCCGCAGCCUCUGCAGAACACAAACAGCUUGUCCAUCCUGGAGGAGCAGCAGAGGCAGCAGCAGCAACAGCAACAGCAGCAGCAGCAGCAGCCCAGUGCAGGCCUUCCAGGAACGUCGGGGCAGACGCCUCAGCUGUAUCAUUCCCAGACGGCGGCGGGUUCGACCACCACGGCGCUGCCACCAGGCACCGGGCUCUACAGCACUUCGAUCGGCCCCAUGACCCCGCUGACCCCGGCUACUCCGGCCUCGGAGAGCUCGGGCAUCGUGCCGACGCUGCAAAACAUCGUAUCUACUGUAAAUCUGGGCUGUAAACUGGAUCUGAAGACGAUUGCCCUGAGAGCCAGGAAUGCAGAGUACAACCCCAAACGUUUUGCUGCCGUCAUCAUGAGAAUACGGGAGCCCAGGACCACAGCGCUUAUCUUCAGCUCUGGGAAGAUGGUCUGCACCGGAGCUAAAAGUGAGGAGGAGUCGCGGUUAGCAGCCAGGAAGUACGCUCGCGUUGUGCAGAAACUGGGCUUUCCUGCCAAGUUCCUGGACUUUAAGAUUCAGAACAUGGUGGGCAGCUGCGACGUGAAGUUCCCCAUCCGGCUGGAGGGAUUGGUGCUCACACACCAGCAGUUCAGCAGCUAUGAGCCGGAGUUGUUUCCAGGGUUGAUCUACAGGAUGAUCAAACCCCGAAUUGUCCUGCUAAUCUUUGUUUCUGGGAAGGUCGUUCUCACAGGAGCCAAGGUGAGAGGAGAGAUCUACGAAGCGUUUGAAAACAUUUACCCCAUCCUGAAAGGUUUCCGUAAAACUACGUAGAACCUGGAGUUAUUUUAUUUCCAAUCUCCCCAACCUGGUUUCUUUUUAUUUUUUUAAGCUGCAUCAAAGUGACUCAUUGAUGUUGAACUCUUUACAUGGACUGAACGGGAUGCUGUACACUGAGAUCUCACCUGAUUUUUAUUUUUUUGUCGUUUUUCAUCCCCAAGGAAUUUUUAAACAAGAUUUUAAGGGCCGUCUUCAUACGUCUUGGUUAAAAUCAUUUUCAUGUUUCCUGUAGUUUCAGGUUUUCAGUGCUUCCUCACAUCCCUGAUUUGUAUAUAGCAUUGUAAGAAAAUGUAAGAUAUUGUUGAUGAAUGGAGAAGCACUCAGAAGAGGCCCGUUCCUGGUUUCAUUUUAAAAUGUUUUAUCCACUUUUCCAUGCUGCGUUUUUAGCUUUUUCUUUGCUCACGUCUGACUUUUUGCUACUUUGUGUUGAAAUCGGCCAGCCUGAUGUUUUAGUCUCCAUCUUUGAAUCCUGAUUUAUGUCUUUAGGUUUGUUCCAACCAAAUGCUGAAGUCAGUUUCUGUAUUUGUAGUUGUAGUAAAAGUGAUUUAAACCAAGUUGUUGGUCCUGCAGCUUCUGGUCCUCUUCAGGUCAAACAGAGGGAUUGUUGUAUUUACAUAGAGAUGUUUUAAUGGUUAAACUGGAGCUAAACAUAUUUUUUUAUAUUCUAAAUACAGAGGAGUGAGUGGCAUCGUAAGGAGGGUACAGAUAAUUCCUGUUUGAUCAAAUAAGGACAACUUGGGACUCAAGGUUUAAAUGUGAAGGAAAAAGGCUGCCGAGCAUAAAUAUGGUGGCAAAAUGUUACAUAUUUAGUAUAUGAAUGUCUAUUUUUGUCCAGUUGAAAGUUUAGUUUAAGGAUUUCCCCAAUGUUGAAGACAUUUAAGUGAAAUUUUGGGUUGUUUUCCUGCUUCAUGCCUGUUUUAAACACAGUUUAACUCUGCAGCCAUCUAAACGUUUUCCUGUCAACAAGCUCAAUGUUUGAUUCAUAGUUUGAUUCAAAGGGUCUGAAUCAGAUUCGUGUUAUUGACUCGUUUUGCAGAACAGAUCAGGAACUGUUUUCAAAUCGUCUAAAGUUGUCAAUGUUCUGCGACAAUAAAAUCUGUACAUACCGUCUCCAGUUAAA
This is a messenger RNA of Gambusia affinis (western mosquitofish), 2296 nucleotides long. RefSeq names its product TATA box binding protein (gene tbp). The record is from RefSeq and is a predicted model, not a curated record. Lineage: Eukaryota; Metazoa; Chordata; Actinopteri; Cyprinodontiformes; Poeciliidae. The coding region runs from base 256 to 1170 and encodes 304 amino acids. Gene Ontology annotation, molecular function: DNA binding; RNA polymerase II general transcription initiation factor activity. The transcript has 9 exons. Gene Ontology annotation, biological process: DNA-templated transcription initiation.